AUGAUGAAUCCAAUUUACCCAACAAUCUCUAUUCAUGCUCAAAUCAAUCAAACUAUUAACUUAGUCUGUCCCACACCUUCUUGGCGCCGGUCGGCCCUCCAUCGCACUAAAAGUUUCCUCUCCCCUAAAUCAUCAAGUGUCAAACCUCAAACCGUUGGAAAAAAAUCUCAACGGUUCCUAAAAAACAUGAAUCAGAACGAAGACAAUUACAGUCCUCGUUCAUCAAUCGUAUAUAUCAACGAAGGAGUUGAAGAUGAUUCAUCAAAACAUGAAAAGGGAGUUGAAGAUUUAAGAAAUUAUAAAGGAUUUCAUAAAUUUAAUAAUUUUUCAAAUAUCCCUCCAUUGAGUAAUCCUAUUAAACCAAAAUUUAAAAAGAAGUCUAGUUUAUUAGGGAAAUUGAUUUAUAAUAGGAAAGACUCCGAUGACAAUGGUGAAAGGAGGAAGAGUAGUGGAUCAAAAGAUAAAAUCGAAAAAAUACCUUCUCAUACCAAUUUAACUGGUGAUAAUUUAAAAAGUGGAGAUAAUUCAAGUCCAGGAAGUUCAGGUAAUAAUUCCAAUUCAAAUUCCAAUAUUAAUCCACGAUCAAAUUCUAAUUCUGGUCCUUCACUGCAACCACCCAAUGGACAUAAUCCAAGUGUUCAUCUGGAAGAUUCCAAUCAUAAAUUCAAAUUUAGAUUAUCAUCAUUAACUGACCAUGAAGGUAAUUUAUUCAAAAGUUCUGCUCAUAGUAGUCCUACUCAAAGGAAAAAUUCAUAUUCUAGUACCAUAGGGUCCCAAUCAAGUCCAGAAAAAUCCAGAAAUAAUAGUAAAGCAACAUCAGCAACUAUGCUCGAUUUGAAUUUAACAGAACUUGAUGAUUUUAUUAAGAAUCCAAAACAAUCAAUGAGUUCACAAUCAUCAAAUCCUUGGAAAGCUCCUGAUAGUUGGGACGUUAAAGUGGAUAUUCAAGAUGAAGAUGGAUUAAUUCACCAUAAUGAUAGUGAAAUAAUAAUUCAUACUGAUGAUGAUAUAACCAAACUUGAGAAUUUCUUAUCAACCAAAUCAGAUUUACCCGUAUUAUAUGGAGCAAGACAUCAAAGUCAUAUAGUUACGUCACAAAAUGAUAAUAAAUUAAAGGGGAAAAAUCAUAUUAUAAGAAUUUUCAAAGAAGAUAAUACAUUUACCACGAUUUUAAAUUCUUUAGAAGCAACAACUGCAGAAAUUUUACUUAAUAUUCAAAAGAAAUUCUUCCUUGAAUCGAUAUCAAAUUAUCAAUUAUCGCUUUAUAUAGGGAAUUAUGUUAAAGUCCUAGAACCUUUUGAAAAACCUUUAAAAAUUCAAAUGGGAUUAUUGAUGUUAAGUGGUUAUAGAGAUAUUGAUAAUUUAAGAAUGAUUGGUAGUGAAGAUUUAUCAUUUAUUUGUAAAUUUGUCGUUGAAAGUAGUCAUUUAAGAAAUCUUACUCAUGAAGAAGAAUUACUUUUAUCUAAAGAUUAUGUUAAUGUUAACCUUUCAGGAUUGAAUUUGAAAACCAUCCCCAUUAUUUUCCAUCAACAUACUUAUGAAAUCGAAACUUUAAAUGCUGGUGAUAAUCCCGCUAUUUAUAUUCCUUUAGAUUUCAUUCAAUCUUGUAGUUAUUUAAAAAGUUUGACAUUUUCAAGAAAUGGAUGUUCCAAAUUCCCCCUUAAUUUCCUCGAAGCUACAACUUUAAAAUAUCUUGAUAUGGAGAAAAAUUUCUUAGAUGAAUUACCUUCAAAUUUUGAUAGUUUAAAUAACUUAAAACAUCUUAAAUUAAAUUCAAAUCAAUUGAAUUCUUUACCUUCAAGUUUCGUAAAUUUAAAGAAUUUAGAAACCCUUAAUUUAUCAUCAAAUUAUUUCAAUUCAUAUCCUGAUCCAAUCAGUGAAUUAGUCAAUUUAAAAGAUUUAGAUUUAUCUUAUAAUGACUUACAAUUUUUACCCAAAUCAAUUAAAAAUCUUAAAAAGUUAGCUAAAUUGAAUUUAUGUACUAACAAAUUGAGUAAGAAAUUACCUGAUUUCUUUAAUGAAUUAUCUUCAUUGAAAAGAUUAGAUAUCAGAUAUAAUUAUAUAACAAAUGUUGAUGUUUUAGGUAGUUUACCCAAUUUAGAAGCAGUUUAUGCUUCAAAGAAUUAUAUAUCGGGAUUUUUCGAUAAAAUGGAAAGUUUUAGAGUUUUACAAUUUGAUAGAAAUCCUAUAACUAAUUUGGAAUUUAAGAAUAACUUGAUUAAAUUAACUUCAUUGAAUUUGUCUAAGGCUAAGUUAACAAUUAUUCAACCUGAAUUCAUAACCAAGAUUGUUCAUUUAGAGAAAUUGAUCUUGGAUAAAAAUCAUUUGGUUAAUUUACCUGAAAAUUUAGGUUCUUUAACAAAAUUAAUUCAUUUAUCGAUAUUUGGUAAUAAUUUACAAGUUUUACCUUCAUCUAUUGGUCAAUUAACUAAUUUACAAUAUCUUGAUUUACAUUCCAAUAACUUACAAAUCUUACCUCAAGAAAUAUGGUUAUUAAAAUCGUUAACUAUGUUGAAUGUUUCAUCAAAUAUGUUAACUGGAUUCCCAACCCCUCCAGUAUCAGUAGCUAAAAGAAUCAGUUCAAGUGCUAACUUCAAUGAUUUGAAUAGAUUUCAAGAUAUCAAAGAAGAUAGUGUCAUGGAAGAUACUAUAAUGAAUAAUAAUAAAUCUACUGAUUCUUUGACUGAUAAUUUAACUCACUUGUUAUUAGCUGAUAAUCGUUUAAACGAUGAAUGUUUCCAAUCUUUAAGUUCAUUAGCUAACUUAAUGGUAUUGAAUUUAUCCUAUAAUGAUAUUAUUGAAAUACCUAAUGGUGGAUUAUCAAGACUAAGAAGAUUACAUGAAAUUUAUUUAGCUGGUAAUGAUUUAUCUUCAUUACCAGCAGAUGAUUUUGAAGCGUUAACUAGGUUGAAAACUUUAUUCGUCAAUAAUAAUAAAUUGGUAUCAUUACCAGCAGAAUUGAGUAAAUUGGUAAAUUUACAAAAUUUGGAUGUUGGUUCAAAUCAAUUGAAGUAUAAUAUAAGUAAUUGGCCUUAUGAUUGGAGUUGGCAUUGGAAUGAAAAGUUAAGAUACUUGAAUUUCUCGGGUAAUAAGAGAUUUGAAAUCAAACAAAGUCAUAUAAAGAAUCCUGAUACUGGAGAAGAUUUCGAUAGUUUAUUGGUAUUGAAGAAUUUGAAAGUUUUAGGGUUAAUUGAUGUUACUUUAACUACAUCUGCAGUUCCUGAUCAAAAUCCUGAGAUGAGAAUUAGAACUACAGCUUCAGAAUUAGAUGAUAUUGGUUAUGGUGUGAGUGAUUCUAUGGGUAUUAGAGAAUAUGUUUCUUCGAGAGAUAUUUUCAUUCAAAAAUUCAGAGGUAAUGAAAAUGAAGUUUUGUUUGCAUCUUUCGAUGGUAAAGGAGGUUCUUUGAAUAGAGGUCAUAAGAUUUCAGCCAUUUGUAAAAGUUUAUUUGCAAGGUUAUUUACUGAAGAAUUAAAUAAAAUUAAGGAGGAUAGUCAAAUUCCUGAUGCUUUAAGAAGAACGUUCUUACAAAUCAAUAAAGAAAUUAAUGGUAUUUUAGCUAGUAAGAAAGCCAAUAGUUUCAUUGCCAACACUCCAUUGAAAAUUGAAUUUCAAGAUCUUAAUUUAUUUGAUGAUGGUAAUGCUGGUUGUAGUAUUGCUGUUAUUUAUAUUAAAGAUAAGAAAUUGUAUACGGCAAAUGUUGGUGAUACUGAAGCUCUUUUAUCAAGAAAGAAUGGUGAUCAUGUAUUAUUAACUACUAAACAUGAUCCAACCAAUAGAAAUGAAUUUGAAAGAAUCAGAGCUGCUGGGGGAUAUGUUGGAGGUGAUGGUACAUUAGAUGGAGAUUUAUUAAUUUCCAGAGGUGCUGGAUUCUUUAAUUAUUUACCUCAUACUCAUUCAGGUCCCGACGUUACAUCAUUAGAAAUAACUACUAGUGACGAUAUGAUUAUCGUUGCUUCUAAAGUUCUUUGGGAUUUCAUCCAAUAUGAAGUAGCCGUUGAUAUCAUCAGACAAGAAAAAGAUGAUCCAAUGUUAGCAUCACAAAAAUUAAGAGAUUUUGCUAUUUCUUAUGGUGCCACCGAUAAAAUUUCUGUUAUGGUGAUAAGUUUGGGGGUCGAUAGAAAUAAGAAUAAUGGAUUAUAUAAUAGUUUAAGUGGUAAAGAUAAUGAUUUAUUUGGUAAUGUUAAUCAAUUAAUAAAGAAAAGAAGAGAUAGAGUUGGUACUGGUGAUACAACUUUAAGAAUGUUGGAUAAUGAAAUCGAACCUCCAGUUGGAGAUUUAGCUUUGGUUUUCACUGAUAUUAAGAAUUCUACUUUAUUAUGGGAUGCUUAUCCUGUGGCCAUGAGAUCAGCCAUUAAAAUUCAUAAUUCUAUUAUGAGAAGACAAUUAAGAAUUGUAGGAGGUUAUGAGGUUAAAACUGAAGGGGAUUCUUUCAUGGUUUCGUUCCCUACGCCCACGUCAGCAUUGUUAUGGUGUUUCAAUGUUCAACAACAAUUAUUGACAGCAGAUUGGCCAGUGGAAAUUUUGGAAACUGAUCAAUGUUUUGAAGUUACUGAUAAUAAUGGUAAUACCAUUUACAGAGGGUUAUCAGUUAGAAUGGGGAUCCAUUGGGGUUCACCUGUUUGUGAAUUAGAUGUUAUUACUCAUAGAAUGGAUUAUUUUGGUCCUAUGGUUAAUAGAGCUUCAAGAAUCAAUGCUUUAGCUGAUGGUGGACAAAUUUGUAUUUCAUCUGACUUUUAUAAUGAAAUUCAAACAUUGUUCAAUUUGAUUGAUAAAGUUAAUGAUAAAGAAACUACUAUGGAUGAAGCUUUUAACGGUAAUUUGAUGGCAGGUGAAAUAAUUGAACAAGAAAUUAAACAAUUAAAAGAAACCGGUUGUCAUUAUUAUGAAUUGGGAGAGAAAAAAUUAAAAGGUUUAGAAGCUCCUGAACAUAUUACUUUAGCUUAUCCUGAAAAAUUAAUCAUUAGAUUUGAAAUCUUCAAAAAUCAAUCAUCUAGUAACACUGUUACUUCAAACACUAUUUUUGGUGCUUUACCAAUAGAUGCUAUCUAUGGUUUAAGAAGUAUGAGUUUGAAAUUAGAAAGAAUUUGUUGUUCAAUAAGUGGAGCUGUGUUCCAAAAUGAUUUCCAAGAGAAUUCUUCCCAACAAUUGUUGAAUAAAAGUGCUGGUUUAUUUAAAGAUUCAGAACUUUUAGGUUUGUUAUACCAUGUGGUUGUUAGAAUUGAGAAUUGUGUUUCAAUCAUUGCUCUUAGACAAAACUUGAGUAGCUUUAAGGGUAAUAACAAUUUCGAACAUAAUGUUCCAACAUUGAAAGUAAUUGAUGAAUUAAAUCAAAUCAUCAAAGACUUUUCUUCUUUAACCACUAAACAUAACUUACCUGUCAAUUAA
Molecule: messenger RNA, 5385 nt
Organism: Yamadazyma jaroonii
Lineage: Eukaryota; Fungi; Ascomycota; Pichiomycetes; Serinales; Debaryomycetaceae
Source: the annotation of a GenBank genome assembly